Suricata suricatta (meerkat) is the source of this 4644-nucleotide messenger RNA. RefSeq names its product MOB kinase activator 3C (gene MOB3C). Gene Ontology annotation, molecular function: protein kinase activator activity. Bases 2030 to 2680 code for a protein of 216 amino acids. The transcript has 3 exons. Lineage: Eukaryota; Metazoa; Chordata; Mammalia; Carnivora; Herpestidae. Gene Ontology annotation, biological process: signal transduction; positive regulation of protein phosphorylation. Gene Ontology annotation, cellular component: cytoplasm; nucleus. The record is from RefSeq and is a predicted model, not a curated record.
AAAGGGCAGCUUCCACCUGAGGAGAAAGACAUCUGGGUUUAGUUUUGGGGACUGUGGGCGGAGAUAGCAUUCAACCUGGCCAUGUGUAGUCAGAGAGACCAGUGUAUGAAAACACACGGAGGCAGGAGGGUGGGGGCAGGUUCAGAGGUCAGGAAACAGCCCUGGGUGGCUGGUGGAGGGAAGUGGGCAGGAAAGGUGGGGUGAGAUGAUGAAUGCUCAGAUGGCAGUCUAUUGGUAACUGUCAGUAAAGUGGGCUGUGGAAAGGAAGAGAGCCAGGAACCCCACCUAGUUGCAGUAGGAGCAAUUUUGGAAGCACCUGCUACGAGCAGAGUUUAGAAUGCAGGUGGCAUGUGAAGGGUGGAAAUCUCCUCUGGGAUCAUGAAGCUCAGGAUCCACACUGGGGACUCCUUUGGUAGAAGUCAAGGAUCAGGAGAUGGGUGAGAUGACUUUCCACAUCUUUGAGGGUUUUCUUCCAAGAGGACAGAUCCUGCUGGGAGACCUGCCUGUCUUGUCCAAACUACCUGUCAUUUACUUGACCAUCCCCAUCCUGGCCUGCCUGUUGCAGGAAGAAUCCUCAUUCCAAACUUCUCCACUAGCCUGACUUGUUGCCUAACCUGACACCUCUCCCAAAUGCCACCUUGUUCCUGUCCUCAUUCCUCUAUUCUGCCCAGCAUUAUUAGACACAUGAGAAAGGAAAGUUCACCGUAUCAGCUCUGAGGUUAACAUGAGGUUUUAUUUGUGGCUAUAUUCAGCCUCAGUCUAGGGCUAGAGUCAGAACUCAAAUUGACCAGGGUCACGGCCAGGUCAGAGGUCAACCCAGAGCCCCAGCUCAGUGCUUAGCCUACACACAGGCUUAGCCCUCAGUCUGUGCCUGAAUUCCAUUCUCAGCAGGUACCUGAGUCUGACUUUCCCAAGAGCUCGCACAUGCACAGCGUAGAUGAGGUGACUACCACACCGUUCCCAGAAACCUAGUCUGUAUCCUAGUGACCCAGGACGCUGCAUGGGUGAGGCUCAUGCCUGCUACCGGGGUCACGCAGCUGUGGUAGAGCUGAGACUAGAACCCAGGACCCCUGCCUCCAAGCCUGCUGUUCCAAAGUCUGUUAUGAGUCUGGGAUGCCUCCAUUUAAGAGCAAAACAAAUGUGUCUGAAUUCUAGAAAGUCCCAGCUGCGAAGAUCUGACUGCAUUCCCCUGCUUUCCAGUGCCAGGCGCAUAGUAGGUGCUCAUCAAACUUGUACUGUCAGGUGCAGAAGGAGGGCCGGUAGCUUGUUCAGGUUUGAGGCUGGAGGAGGCUGGCUUAGUAGGGAAGGAUCCCUAGCCACUGUGAGAGGAAGUACGCAUCUGGGCCUGCCACCUCCCCCUCUCCUCCAGUGCCUGCAGCCACACUCCAGCUGGCCACAUGAGGUCCCUUUCCUCUUUCAGGGGUAAUAAAAGGAAAGUACAUUUUUGGUAGAAAAGUCCCUCCUGCUCCCUGGGAAUCCCCGGUGACCGGAUGGACUACGGGAUAUCCCAGAGGAAGCUGAAGGCGGGGCCUUGCCCUUGCCCCGACCCCCAGCACAAUGCAGCCAGCGUCUCUCACGCUGCACCAGCUGGUCCACAGGGUGCCCCUGAGGUCAUCUCUUCCAGGCCCCUGCCUCCUGGUGUGCCUACAGGAAGCUUCUGCCACCUCUCUAAUGGUAAACAGUAAGUCUGAUGAGCACCUGUUGGGAGCCCAGGCCCAGACCUCUGUGAGAUGCUGUGAAAGGGGAGAGGUAACAAAAUGAGAUGGGUGGGCUGUGGGCGCUUGGCAGGGGGAGCAAGGGUAGCUUGGAAAUAGGGCAAUGGCCCUGGACCAAGGGGAUGAGGACUUAGACUUCAAGCAAAGGCUAAGGUUGGCCAAAAGCUGAGAGUGAGAGGAAAAUGAUGUACUGGGGAGUCAAAGCCCUUUUGGUGAGGACCUUACCACCAUGCUCCCCCUCUCCGUGCCCUUGGUCAUGGCAGGGCAUCCACAGGUCCUGUCCCUAGGCACCUGGCCCUCAGCCCAGCCUGGCCAUGGCGCUGUGCCUGAAGCAGGUGUUCGCCAAGGACAAGACAUUCCGGCCUCGGAAGCGCUUUGAGCCAGGCACACAGCGCUUUGAGCUGUAUAAGAAGGCGCAGGCAUCACUCAAGUCAGGCCUGGACCUGCGCACUGUGGUGAGGCUGCCCCCAGGAGAGAACAUCGACGACUGGAUCGCCGUGCACGUGGUGGACUUCUUCAAUCGCAUCAACCUCAUCUAUGGCACCAUGGCUGAGCGCUGCAGCGAGACCAGUUGCCCAGUCAUGGCCGGAGGGCCCCGCUAUGAGUACCGCUGGCAGGACGAGCGCCAGUACAGGCGGCCCGCCAAGCUCUCGGCACCGCGAUACAUGGCCUUGCUCAUGGACUGGAUCGAGGGCCUCAUCAAUGACGAGGACGUCUUUCCCACUCGUGUUGGAGUUCCCUUCCCCAAGAACUUCCAGCAGGUCUGCACCAAGAUCCUGACCCGCCUCUUCCGUGUCUUUGUCCACGUCUACAUCCACCACUUUGACAGCAUCCUCAGCAUGGGGGCCGAGGCACACGUCAACACCUGCUAUAAACACUUCUACUAUUUCAUCCGUGAAUUUAGCCUGGUGGACCAGCGGGAGCUGGAGCCACUGAGGGAGAUGACAGAGCGGAUCUGUCACUGAGCCCAGAUCUGAAGUUGUUGCCUGUCAGAUGGACCAUGUGAACACAGAGUGGCUGGGGAGAGGACCCUCAGAAGUGCCUGGGAUCCCUCCACACACACAAAGGGCCCCUGAAUCCUGCCCACAUGCUCCUUGACUGCUGAUGAAUGGAGAAGAAGAGAGCUUAAAAGUAGUCAAACAGAAGAAAAAAAGCAACUACAUAUCCACAUGAAGUCUAGGGGUGGGAUUGGCUACAUUUCUCCUCCAAUACUUGACCCUUCCAUGGUGGUUCCCUUCCCUCUUUGGGGAAUGUGGAUGUGGUUGAAUGCUAGCAGGAAAGGUACUAGCGAGGGAGCAAGCUGUGUGAGUAAACAGACGACUCUGAGUGUGUGUGAGUGUAUGUGUGUGUGUGUGUGUGUGUGCGGUUUUUCACCGUGGGGUGUGUCUAUAAGAACUAGCUGCUUUAGACCCUCCCUGGCACAUAGUAGGCCCUCCAUAAAUGUUAGGUAAAUGGAUGAAUGGAAGGAAGGAUGGAAGGAAGAAAGAAGUAAAUAGGGAUUGGGACCUCCAGUAGGAGUUAUGUCAGGUCAGCGUACCCACUCUGACCAUGUGUGUAAGUGCACAAAAUGUGAUUGUAGAUGUAGCUCCGUAUAUGAACCUUCAGGCUACCGUCUUCCAUAAGCAUGAGUUGUUCUGGGGAGUUCUAGGGAGUUAAGGAGGGUGUCUUGCCCUGAAUACCUACACCCCGGCCCACCACAGGCACAUGUUCUGAUUUGCUCAGCCAGAGGUGCCUAGGAACUGUCAUUUCACUCAUCCCUCUGCCUCAGGAAAGCCUGAUUAUAGACAGCCUCUUGAGACCUGGGGGUGAUCCCUCAUGUCCACAAAGGUCCUCUGGUCCUUAAACUGGGAAUCAUACACUCCAAUAUAGCUCCCAGAAUCUAUAGACUUGGCUCUCAGGAUCUGAAGCCCAGCACAAAAUAAUCCUCCAAUCCAAGGAGCCAGUGGAACUUGAAUUGGGGAACUCCAGAGUCUUUUCUCCCAUCCCAGGACACUGAAGAUGUGUUGCUAGUGAAUGGACUCUUCUAGGCUUGGAAAGCCCCCACCCUGCAAAGACCUGCCUCCUUCCCAGCCAUCCCUGAGACAUUCCAGCUGGUUGGAUAGCUAUCCACAGAGAACCUGUUGAUUUGACACUGCAUUAUUCAGCACUGCCAUGCCCAGCUCUGUGCCCAGAUCCACAGGUGGGGAAACUGAGGCAGAGGCAGGGCCCUCCCCUCCAAGAGCCUCUACACUAGGAGGCCAGGAUGGAGAAACAGGAAGGGCCUGAGGAUCAUCCAGUCUCAGGAUCAUCCAGUCUCACAGAAUCAUCUGUGUACCUAGGAGGAAACGGAAGCCCAAAGGAAAGGAGGGAGAAACUGUUCAAGUCCUCACAGCAAGGCUUUUGUGGAGCUGGAGUAGAAACCAGGGGUCCUGACUCCCACCUCAGGGCCCGUGGAUUGCUACAUAGGGAGGUGAGAUGCAUGUAGAAAGCCGGUCUGACAGCCCCUCUCUAGGGCACAACUGUUCCUGCUUUGAGCAAGGACUUCUAGUGAAUGUCAGAGUACCCCACUGCCUCUCAGGGCAGCUGGGGCUGUCUGCUGAGCCAAGCCUCCAAAAUCACAUCCCUCUCAGUGGCCCAGCAGCUGCCUGAUCUCUGGGGAAGCAUAUGAGGCUCCUGGGCCCAGCCAGCUGGACCUGGGACCGCUGCCUCUGGAGAAGUUCCCAAGGGAAACACUGACCCCGCAGCUUUGCUGGACGCUCUGGGCUAGGGUGGGGUCCAGGGAUCAGAGAUUCCCUCGGGGAGGACUGAGAACUGGAAGGUGGGUUCUAAGCUGUGGCCAGUGCUGACUGCAGAGGGGGUGGGGAGAUGGGAAAUCUAUUUUUGUGAAACAGAGGGAAGACUUUAUUAUUGUUAUUUUUUGGUAAAAUAAAGGAGGCAAACUAAAGCGACA